This is a messenger RNA of Microthlaspi erraticum, 903 nucleotides long. NCBI's taxonomy places the organism in Eukaryota, Viridiplantae, Streptophyta, Magnoliopsida, Brassicales, Brassicaceae. The record is from the annotation of a GenBank genome assembly.
AUGAAUCCAACUUCUCGGAAUCUAUAUAGAGCAACAGAGCCAGAAUACUUAGAGGAUGGCACUCCCAAGGUAAUGAUUCCUCAACAUGUUCUGUUACAAGGUUUAGAGAAUCAGAAGGAGUACAUCUUAGGUCAGUUCUAUAGAUGCUUACCUCCACCAGGUGGUCUUAUUUUUGCGGUUUUCAACAAGUUGUGGGGAAGGAAUUGCAAAAUCACCAUUAGGAAGUUGGGUAAAUCAACUAUUUUUUUCCAUAUACCCGACAAAGAAACUAGGAAUUGGGUUCUUCAAAGGGGACUUUGGCAUGUUGAUGACUGCUUGAUGUUUGUUGCUUCAUGGACUCCAGAAGCGACUUUAGAAAUCCCUGAGAUCAAGACUAUGCCUGUUUGGGUUACCUUAAAAAAGAUACCCAACAUCCUGUAUUCAAUCUCUGGAGUUAGCCACAUAGCUUCUGGCUUAGGUGCUCCAAUGGCAACUUACAAACCUCGUUUGGAUCCCAUUCUACUAGGUGAAGCCAAAAUUUUGGUAGAAGUAGAGUUGAGCAAAGCUUUUCCUCCUAGAAUUGCUGCAAGUGAUGAUAGCGGGGUUAUAUCUAUGGUGGAUGUGGAAUAUGCUUGGUUACCUACUAAAUGUAGUAGAUGUGGUGAGUUGGGACAUAAGAUUAGACGUUGUUUAAAAUCUGCUCCAGAGGAUAGCAAUGUCGCUAGUUUUGUUGCUCCUACUUCUGUCCCAUGUAAUACACAACAAACUGCUCUUGUGAUUCCAGCUUCGAGGUAUUCGGAGCUUAUGGCGAAGGAGGGACCGGAGGUGAUGAUCGGAGAUGGACCAGAAGGAGAUCGGAGUAAUCGGAUGGCAAAACAAGCAAGACGGAACAGAGCCUUGAGCAAAAGGAAACAGAGUGCUUGA